Messenger RNA from Sabethes cyaneus, 3180 nucleotides. RefSeq lists its product as uncharacterized. Lineage: Eukaryota; Metazoa; Arthropoda; Insecta; Diptera; Culicidae. The record is from RefSeq and is a predicted model, not a curated record. Gene Ontology annotation, molecular function: ubiquitin protein ligase activity. Gene Ontology annotation, cellular component: MSL complex. Bases 186 to 2573 code for a protein of 795 amino acids. The transcript is spliced from 4 exons.
CCUUUUUAAACCGUAAACACCGGCAGUUCGCGCCCGGUCGCACUAGCAACCUACAGCAUCGUUUCGCGUGUGCGGUUUCGUGAUCCGUAGAUGUUACACCAUUCGUCGCCGUUCCGUGGUCCAGCAGCCCAGCACCGCACUGAUUCGGCACGGCAGCACCAGCAACAGCAACAACAACGACCGCGAUGAAUCCGGUUUCGCUUUACAUCACAACCUCGCGGCUUGUGUUCCAAAGUGGCUGCGGUGGCAUCGGCGGAGGAGCAGGAGGCGAAGCCGGAGCCGGUGCCGAUUCUGGCAGCGCUUUCAGCAGCAACAGUGCAUUUGCGGACCUGAACCGGCUGCUUCCGUACCUGAGGAAGAGCCUGAGCUGUGCCGUCUGCUGCCAGCUGCUCAUCGAGCCGCACACUCCGGCCGAACUGAACUGCCAGCACCACGUCUGCCGGGGUUGCGUCGGCGAACGGAAAAAGCUGAAACCAUCCUGCGCUUCCUGCAAAGAUUACAACCGCUAUGUGGAGAACAACCAGCUGCGGAUGCUGCUGCAGUGCUACAAAAGCAUUUGCGAGUACAUUAAGACUAAGCCGUUCUUUGUGGAGAUUCGACGGCAAGCCGGUGGCGGUGGUAGCGGUACCAUGAAUGGGAUUUCGGUGGCCGUUCUGGGACCGAACGGACAACCGCAGCAACAUCAGCAGUCGCAGCAGAAUGCAAUCUCCGUACCGAGCAAUUUGUACGAACUGAUCGAGGAGGGCGCUCAGUUUCAGGACAACUAUAAGUGUAGUUCCGGGCUGACUCGGUCGGCCUACUCGAUUCUACCCUGCAUUUAUCCGGUUCCACCGGUUACGGUGACCGCUCCCUCAGUGCCGGUUGCCUCAACGAUUAAUCAACAGCAAAUGCUUGUGACCUCGAGCACGGGAGGUCUUCAGAAGGUUUUGCCGUCCAGUGCUGGCCUCGAGAAGCAGUCCUACGUAAACAACGCGUGUCCAAUCACUCUCAUGGACAAACAACAGUUGCAAUCGCAGCAGGCCAGUGCGAACGCAAUUCACCAACAGCAACAUCAACAACAACAACAUCAGCACCAGCAGCAGCACCAACAACAACAACAGCAGCAAAAAGAGAUUAGAUUCCGAUCGGCACCGAUCAAGACGGUCUCGAACGGUUCGACCAUGUACUCGGUUCUGUACGCCGGCAACGGGAACAAAAUAACGAUCAAGCGGAAAAUGGAUCCACCGCACGUGCAGCGGCGGGCCACGCUGCACACACUGGACAAGGACGGUCAGAUUAAGCUGCAAAAAACGCUGGCGGAAAAUUCGGCCUCCAUCGCGCGCUUCAAGAUGCCGCCGGUGGCGGGCAAUGCCGUCUCGAUUCCGGUUGUUGGAACGAUGGUCACCGGUGCUGCCACGAGUGGCAGUGGAAAUGCCGCUGCUGCCAGCAGCGGUGGCAGCGGCAAUCAAGCCGGAGUGAACAAUGCCGCCUCCGGCGGUGCAACGGGAAAACAAAACGCCAAACAGCUGCUGAAACGACGUGGUUGUCGGUGUGGAAAUGCCACGGCAACGCCCGGCAAGCUGACCUGCUGCGGUCAGCGGUGUCCGUGCUACGUGGAGUCCAAGUCCUGCGUGGACUGCAAGUGCCGUGGCUGCCGGAAUCCACAUCGAGCCGACGGCAUGAAGGUCCGUCCCCACAUUCCAGAGCUGCAGAACAUCGAAAUCAAUCUACACAAUGCAACCGGCGGAGGGGAUGCCCUCAGCACAGCCACCACCACCGUGCUAGCACCUUCGUUAACCGCCGGAGGCGGAACCAGCAGUAGUGCGAGCAGCAGUAGCAGUAGUAAUAGCGGCAACAUCGUCACCAUCAAUCCACCUCCGGUGUCCGUUGGGCUGACGGCCGGCAAAAGUCUCGCCCAAUAUGGACUGCCGGGAGCGGCUGCCAGUUCUACGCUGAAAAUCACUCCCACGUCGAUAGCGAACGUCCUAACCGGAAGUUCCGGCGACGGAAUGGAGCUGGUUCCCAGCGGAGGGCUGCUCGAUUCCAACGGUUUUAGCUAUCUGACACCGGCGGCUGCCAGCCUCGAUGCAAGCGGGAUUAUGACGACCGGUUCGGUAUCCGUCGGUGGAGGCGGAGCAGCCACGCAGUACGCCGUCCCGACCAGCAGUCUCGCCAACGGCGGGACAAUCCACGUUGUCGGCGUGUACACGACCCACCUCGGAGACGUUAGCUGCAGUCCGACGCUGUCCAACAUGAUCCGAACCGACAGUGGGCUGAGCAGUUUGCUGACGCAUAAACCACCGGAUGCGCUGCUCACGCAAUCGUCCCUCAACUCGCUUAGCCUGAGCGCACCCAGCACGCUGCUCGAUCAUUCGCUGUUCAACCCGGUGGUUUCGACGACGGCCACGAUGACCGCGUCGGCAGCAGGCGGACACAGCAGUAGUGGUGGCGGUGGCCCGUCGUCGUCGUCCUCGUCGUCUGCAGCAGCCACAAUCGAUCUGGCCAGUAUGGGCGAUCAGUUGGAUCUCGGUGGAGCGAAUCUGAUCACCAUCGAUGGAUCACCGGACGAUCGGUUACACGGCUACGACGUCUGAACCGUGUGCGGUGGCGUGUGCUUCGGUUGAUGAGUGUAAGUAUGCAAACGAUGAUGAUGCGCGAUGUUGUACAGGCGGAAGAGUGCAUCCUACUUUUCCUUUUUUCCCCGGGAAUAUCAAACACACUUUUAACUACAUGUUUAGUUUGUAGCGCCGUUUUCAACGCGCCCGAUCCGGAAAGGGCGACCCUACGUACGUUUAGGUUUCUCCGCUACUUUGUCGAUAUCUAUUUGAUAAGUGGUAGCAUAAUAUUAUUGUACAACUACUAUUACUUGUAUUAUGAUUAUUAUCGGUGUACUGUACAAAGUCGAAAAAAAACAGAAUAAGAAGAGGAUAAAAUACACAUCUCAUCCAAAGUGGUCCAAACAACCCUGCGAGGGGGGGCGGGCAACCGCGCGCCGAUCCGAUCUGUAUGCUAUCAUCGUACUGUAUCUGUAUCUGUGUGAUGUGUAGUAGGAGGAGAAAGCGAGAGAGAGAAAAAGUACUUUUAGAGUUUUGUUCGUUUCUAGCAAACAGCCCCUUUCCCUUUGCUUCUGUACGAAAAACAAAAACCGAAACGGUUUGUACAUACAGUCUGUAGCGUAGUGGUACGACCGUUUAGCCUUUU